This is a messenger RNA of Cryptococcus deneoformans JEC21, 1247 nucleotides long. Its product is annotated as expressed protein. The coding region runs from base 44 to 973 and encodes 309 amino acids. The record is from RefSeq and is a predicted model, not a curated record. The transcript has 3 exons. Lineage: Eukaryota; Fungi; Basidiomycota; Tremellomycetes; Tremellales; Cryptococcaceae. Gene Ontology annotation, molecular function: protein binding.
UUUAUAUCUCAGUUAUCCACUUUCUUCAACUAAUAACCUGACAAUGGCAACUUCAUCUUUACUUCAAACAGCUCUCCAAAACCUCCACGUCUCCCAGCAGAUCCACCAGCAAUCACACACGCCUCAUCCCCCGUCUUCCCCCGGUUCCACUUCUUCGCGUCUAUCAUCCCCUGGCGGGACCCCGCCAAUGUCUGACUGGGAGGCUGACGAAGACGAACUAAUUGCAGUUGGAAGGGGUACGAGGCCUGCCACCCCAGUUGGUGGAAGAGGAGGUACCAAGCUACCUAGCAUUUUGGGAGGGAAAUCAAAAGAUCCACUCAGAACAUUGCCAACGCAUUUGGCCGUGAGGAUCUUCUUAAUGCUUGACAUCAGAUCCCUAGCGCGAUGCGACCGGGUUUGCAAGAGAUGGCACAAGUCUUCUACUUUAAACUAUGUAUGGUUCCUUCAGAAUCGCGCUUUGCUACUUCCUCGUAUAACUACCCCAGAAACUCCAGGAGGCAAAACUCGCAAAAUCGAGGGGGAGAUCGAGUUCUAUGAUCCUUACGACAAAUCUCCCCGUCUUUCGUCACUUCCAUCACCUCCUAUACCUACCUCCACGCAGCCUCAGUGGACAAAGAUAGAAAGCAAGAAGGAGUGGAAAUCACAGUUCAAGCACACUUUCAAACGGACAGACCCAACUGCCGAGCCAGAACCAGACAGAGGUAGGGUGGAUAUUGCAAGCUUACACUCUUCCGGCUUCUCGACUCCAACUGGGAGUCACUCUUACGCUGGUCUUGGGAGUGGAAAUUCUUCACGUUGGGAGGCUAUCGGUGGGGAAGCUCCAAGUUCCACUGAGCGUAAGCUGGCUGCGAGAGAGGCCUACAAAUCCCUUGGUGGCAGGAAAAGUAGAAUCAAGAGAAAGAUGGGAGGUGAAUUAGGAGCUAAAGAUAAAGGUGGAGCAAUCGACGAUAACAGGUUCGAUGCCCCUUGGUGAAAACAUCUUGGUGCAAACAUCAUAUCAUCUUUCCGAGCGUAAUAAUGGUUGAUUACUGGUUUGCGUAGUCUAAUAUAUAAUAACGUAAGAUGGUACUUGGACGGUGAGAGUAGAUCCUGAUCUUAGUUGGUCAUUUUUUAUCAUGAUAAAUUCCUAUUGCCGAGGAGCCAGUUGACGUUGUAAGACUCUUAAGUUUUUAGUAUGUACUUCAACACGGAACGUUGAGAAUAUGGUCUUGUGUAAUGGGUGUUGUCAUUACUUAUAUCAAAGGGGA